Messenger RNA from Sinocyclocheilus rhinocerous, 1730 nucleotides. RefSeq names its product ubiquinone biosynthesis monooxygenase COQ6, mitochondrial. Gene Ontology annotation, biological process: ubiquinone biosynthetic process. The record is from RefSeq and is a predicted model, not a curated record. The coding region runs from base 75 to 1634 and encodes 519 amino acids. Lineage: Eukaryota; Metazoa; Chordata; Actinopteri; Cypriniformes; Cyprinidae. The transcript is spliced from 13 exons. Gene Ontology annotation, cellular component: mitochondrion. Gene Ontology annotation, molecular function: FAD binding; 4-hydroxy-3-all-trans-polyprenylbenzoate oxygenase activity.
ACAUCAUUCAAACACUCUUCCAUUAACUCUGAAAGAGCAAGACACUCUCCAUUUCCCUGGAAGCGGCAGAUAUCAUGAUCUCUGCAGCAGUGACAGUCUCCACCCACCGGCGCCUGAGCACGAACACUGAAUCCUGCGUUUAUCACAGUAACGUUAUGUCUUCCAGGAAUACUAGAAUGUUCACUUUUGCGAAAGCUAAACUAGCAGCAGUGCUCGGGAUAGGACGGCAGUGUGUUGCACUGAGGGCACUCAAUGGAGCGCAAGCGGUGCGUAGAGGAUUCGCGUCCUCCGAACGAGAUGAGGAACCCAGCACUUCUGAAAACGAGCUCUUUGAUAUUAUAAUAUCCGGCGGGGGAAUGGUGGGCACCGCUAUGGCGUGUUCUUUGGGUCUAGAGCCAAAUUUGGCAGGGAAAAAGAUUCUUCUGCUGGAAGCUGGUCACAAAAAAGAGAUGAACAGGGUUCCAGAGACCUACAGUACAAGGGUCAGCUCCAUCAGCCCAGGCUCAGCAAUGCUUCUUAGUGGUCUUGGUGCUUGGGACCAUAUUGUAAAUAUGAGAUGCAAGCCAUAUAAUAAAAUGCAGGUUUGGGAUGCUUGUUCAGAUGCCCUGAUUACAUUUGAUAAGGAGAAUCUGCAGGACGAGAUGGCGUACAUCGUUGAGAACGACGUCAUUGUGGCCGCCCUCACCAAACAGCUGCAGACUCUCUCUGACCAUGUUGAAGUGCAGUACCGAACAAAAGUGGUGAAGUAUACCUGGCCCCAUCCUUACCAUGUCUCGGAGUCCAUCCCUUGGGUUCAGGUGACUCUAGCUAAUGGAAAGACUCUCCACACCAAGCUGUUGAUUGGUGCUGAUGGGCCGAACUCAAUGGUGCGGAGAGAGGCUGGCAUCCCAACAGUCAAAUGGAAUUACGAUCAAUCAGCAGUUGUCGCUGUUCUGCAUUUGUCUGAGCCCACAGAAAAUAACGUAGCCUGGCAGAGGUUCCUACCAACCGGACCCAUUGCAAUGCUUCCUUUGUCAGACACGGAGAGCUCGCUGGUCUGGUCCACCAGUCAUCAGCAUGCUGAAGAACUUCUACAGCUGGAUGAAGAGAGCUUUGUGGAUGCCAUUAACUCUGCAUUUUGGAGUAAUGAGAACCAUUCUGAGCUGGUGGAGACUGCCGGCUCUCUGUUUCGGACGGCCCUUUCUGUCCUGAUGCCUGACAGUGGCUCUGCACGUCAGCUUCCACCUAGCGUUGCAGGUAUUGGCCCAAAGAGCCGGGUCAUGUUCCCGCUAGGCAUGGGCCAUGCCACAGAAUACAUCCGCCACAGAGUGGCCAUCAUUGGAGAUGCUGCACACAGAGUCCAUCCUUUAGCAGGCCAAGGUGCCAAUCUAGGCUUUGGCGAUGUGGCCUAUCUCACAAAAGUUCUUAGCCAAGCAGCAUUUAAUGGAAAAGACCUUGGAGCCAUGCAGCACUUGUUGGAGUUCGAGACUGAACGUCAACGACACAAUCUUCCUAUGAUGGCAGCCGUUGACCUCAUGAAGAGACUGUACUCCACUAAUGCCGCCCCUAUGGUUCUAUUGAGAACCUUCGGCCUGCAGGCUACCAACACACUGCCUCCACUUAAAGAGCAGAUCAUGGCCUACGCCAGCAAGUAAAACACUAGCUGCAAACUGGAUGUUUGCUGGAUCUCUAAUGUUAGAAGAUUUUGUUCAUGGAAUGUAUGUGUAAAUUAAUAAAUUAUAUUUUAUUCC